Messenger RNA from Parascedosporium putredinis, 987 nucleotides. NCBI's taxonomy places the organism in Eukaryota, Fungi, Ascomycota, Sordariomycetes, Microascales, Microascaceae. The record is from the annotation of a GenBank genome assembly.
AUGGUGUCGUUUUCCUGCGAGAGCUGUAUUAGCGAAGAGCAAAAAUAUCAAGGCGCUUUGUAUAAAAACAAGAAGGCCAAGACCGCACCUGCCCCUGCCGACCCUGUCGAAUACAUCGAACCCCCGAUGCCGAGCAAGAUGAGCCGCAAAAGCUAUGUGGAGGACGUUCCGGACAACGUGUCUGAUACCUACGGCGACUACGAGGAUAAUAGCGACGAUGAUCAUAGGUCGCCCAUCGAGCCGCUCCCCAAGGCCCCGACGCCUCCUCCCGUCCCUGAGAUGGUCAACGUCUUUGACUUCCUCACCCAAUUAGUACGGUACGAUUACGACGCCAAUGAGUGCCUUGUCGAAGGUGACGAGUUGGUCCAGUACGGCGCUGGACCCAUCCCCGCCACCGCGUACCAGACUCCCGCUGCCAAAGUUGCGCGGAAAAAGAGCAAGGAAGGAACCGAUGUCAAGACCGACAAGAAGCGCAAGCGACUUCACAUCGAGACCGACCAAGUCAUGACUGAUGCGCCCCCGUUCUUCACUCUGGCCUUACUGAAAUCGAAGCACUCGAAGGGCUCCAAGGCUAGCCGCCAGGAGGCUGCUUCAUCUAUUGGCAAUAAUCUGCUCUCCAUGAUGACUGCUGGAACCAAGCCCAAGACCAAGAAGAAGAAGCCGACCGAUAAGAAGACGCGCGCGCGUGCCGACAAGGCGACGAAGCUCAUCGAGUACCGACCCAGCUCCCGCGAUAGCAAGAACGAAGCUACCAAUGAUGGACAGAUGGUCGUUUUCAAACCCCGCGCCGACCUGUUCCUCAGCUACAUCACCAAGGGACCUGGAAGUGAGCGCGGCUGCAGCAUGAACAAGGUGCUCAAGCGCUACCACCGGGACAGGUCCCAAGACCGCGAGGGCUUAGGAAAGCUUGCUGAAGAGAAGGAGCUCUGGCGCAGCCUUCGCAUGCGGAAGAACGAGCGCGGUGAGAUUGUCCUGUUCACUGUCUAG